Molecule: messenger RNA, 2250 nt
Organism: Hypanus sabinus (Atlantic stingray)
Lineage: Eukaryota; Metazoa; Chordata; Chondrichthyes; Myliobatiformes; Dasyatidae
Gene: cfap107
Product: cilia and flagella associated protein 107
Exons: 4
Coding region: 71-634 (187 amino acids)
Source: RefSeq, a predicted model, not a curated record
AUGAUACACUGUGUGUGAUACUCUGCCAGUGAAACACGUGUGUGCGAGGUUUAAACACACAGCGCCGGACAUGGCGGCCCCAGCGACCUACCCUCGGACGCUUGAAGACCGAUUUGCCCCCGACCCUUUGCCAUCAACACCCAGCUGGAGAAUUCAACAGCACUACCAGAACAAGGUGCUGGUCGGCAACUGGGCGGAGGAAAGGUUAAAGUUUAUCAAGGGGACGUGCCUUGGGAUCACCACACACCAAGCCGACUACAAGCCGUACCCGUUUGUCUCACCGGACUUCAGAGAGAAGGUUUUGAUAGAGCAAAAACACAAGGGUGUACCUUUUUCAGUAUUAUUUUCUCAUCACGACAUUCCACACUCUUGGUAUCUUGUAAGUCAUUACGACGAAGUUAUCAAUAAACGUCCAAACCCAUGUUUGCCUCCCCUUCGUAAAUGGGAUAGGAGAAAGCUGAGUUGGCUCCCAGAACCAACAGAUCGCCCACUAAUAGCUCCACCCACUAACUUCGGCCUGUUGGAAGAGAAGAUAGCAAAACUGAAUAAAUGGAGGCAGCACAAUUCCUCCAUGUACCAGAGUGUCUACAGCCUCUCCUACAGACCUCAUUCUGUCACUCCGCAGAAUAAAUAAUCAAUCAUGAUGCUCAUUGCAAAGACUUGCUCCAAUUAAGCAGCUUGGAACGAUGACUGAAUUCAGCCAUUACACAACCACACCUAAAAACAUGGAGACGUUGUAUUAGAUGGUCCUUGGCCAUAACAGCACCCAUACCAUAGAACCAUAGAACAUUACAGCACAGAAACAGGCCUUUUGGCCCUUCUUGGCUGUGCCGAACCAUUUUUCUGUCUAGCCCCACUGGCCUGUACCUGGGCCAUAUUCCUCCACCUGCAAAGCUAACAAUAUCAUGAAUGACCCCACGCACCCCUCACACAAACUCUUCUCCAUCUGGCAAAAAGUACUGAAGCAUUUGGGCUCUCAGAGUCUAGACUGACAUAUACAUAAUUUACUAUUCUACAGGUAGUCCCUGAGUUACGAACGUCCGACUUAUGGACAACUUGUACUUACAAACCGAGGAAGAUAUGCCAAUCUUAAGUCAGAUCGCAACGCCAUCCGCCAUUUUAAGUCGGAUCAUGAUGCUGUCCGCCAUUUUAAGUUGCUGCCGUUGACGCUGUGUUGAGUCUGUAACUUUGUAUUUGGCUUACAUUUUUCUUAGCAAGAUUCACCCUGACCCCAUCCCCCCCCGUUCUGGUCGGCUGGUGGCGCAGUGAGAUCAGCGCCGGGCUUGAGAACGGAGGUUCCCGAGUUUGAUCCAGUGGCAGACCGCUCCCAUGCCAGGUUGAUGUCGAGGUCGAGUUACGAGCUCCACAUCAACCCGGCACGGAUGGUACGGGAGUCACUGGAAAAAAAAGCACUGCCACUUCCAGUUUAAAUUCCCACUCGGAAUAUUGUGGAGGAUCAAAUACCCAAACCCAGCACAGCCCCCACUUGUCCCAUUUAACCUGGCUCAGUGCGGUGGACUUUAGGACCCAGGGAAUUCAGUGCGGUGGUCCUUAGGAUCCAGCGGACCUCGGGAGCCAGCGCAGCUCGGGACCCGCCGCCUGCAGGGUUUCUGUUCCAUUGACGGGGAGCGAUUGCGAUUGAAAAUAAAGUGGAAAUAAUAAAGCGUUUGGAAAGAGGUGAAACGCCAUUGGUCAUUGGAAAAGCAUUAGGCUACAGUCGGUCAAUGAUCGGAACAAUUUUAAAGGAUAAUGGAUUGAUAAAGUGAGAAUAAUGGAGCAUGUGAAAGGCCCUGCCCCGAUGAAAGCUACAAUUAUUACUAAGCAACGCAGUGGUUUAAUUAUUGGAAUACAUACAUUUCUUAAAUGUUUUAUAUGCAUAGAAAGGUAAAAUAUGUACUAUAUUCUAAGACAAACAUUUGACUAACUGACGCUAAAUAAUACCGGAUGUACUUGUUCCGACUUAUGUACAAAUCCGACUUAAAGACGGGCUCAGGAAUGGAACUCGUAAGUAACCGGGGGACUGCCUGUAUUGUAGUUUGUCCUCUACUGUGCCUAUUGCCUUGUUUAUUAAUUAUUGUACUGCCCUGCACUGUUUUAUGCACUUUAUGCAGUCCUGUGCAAGUCUAGUGCAGUUUUCAUGUUGUUUUACGCAGUCUAGUGUAGCCUUGUGCUGUCUGACAUAGUCUAGUUUUGUGUUGCUUCAUGUAGCACCAGGGUCCUGGAGGAACGUCGUUUCAUUUUUACUGUGUA